Panicum virgatum (switchgrass) is the source of this 791-nucleotide messenger RNA. RefSeq lists its product as uncharacterized. Lineage: Eukaryota; Viridiplantae; Streptophyta; Magnoliopsida; Poales; Poaceae. Bases 119 to 520 code for a protein of 133 amino acids. The record is from RefSeq and is a predicted model, not a curated record. The transcript has a single exon.
CACGAGAGCCAAUUCUCAUAAGCUACCGCGAAGUCAGGCAAACUCCGGCCGGACAAGAGUUUCCCGGCGCCAGAGCAGAGCAGAAAAGAAAGCCAGCGAGGCGGCAGCAGCGUCGUCCAUGUCGGUGGGAAGCAAGUCGCUGCCGGCGCGCCGCGCCGACGAGGGAGGAGAGAGCAGCGAUGGCGCCGCGGUGAGGGAGGAGGACGGCUUGCCCAGGGGCGGCGGCGGUAGCAGGAACAGGAAGCAGAAGGCAGCCCGGUACGGCCGCUGCUUCUCCGGGCUGGAGCUCAGCAUCGGGCCGGCGCCGUUGAAGGACGUGGACGCCGGGAGGCUCAAGGACCAGAUCAGGAGGUGGGCCAAGGCCGUCGUGGCCUUUGCGCGCCAGAUCAGCUUCGGCUCGCCGCGGUCCGUGAACAAGUCCAGCGGCGGCACCACGCCGCGGUCGUCCACGUUCCCGGCGGCGCCCAGGUCCAGCCGCCUCGGUGCCGCCAAGAACGACGAGCCUCCAUCCGACGCGUGAGAGCUUGAUGGACAAGACUUGGUCCGCUCCGUGUAUAUAUAACAAGAAUUUACAAAGUAUACUAUAAGGUGCCGUAGCACGACAGCACUAGUUUGAUUUAUUCUUUCGUUUUUUUUCGUUUUCUUCAAUAACAAAAUAUUUUCUUCAUUUUAAAAACAAAUAAUUUGAUUCAUUCUUGCUUAGUUGCCACCUGCAUAUGCUUCGUUGUUUCCCUUUGUUACAUUGUUAUUAGUAAUUUCAAAUUUGUUGGCUAUACUCUUCAAUUCAUCCA